Merops nubicus (carmine bee-eater) is the source of this 524-nucleotide messenger RNA. Its product is annotated as wings apart-like protein homolog. The transcript has a single exon. The annotation marks the transcript as partial. The record is from RefSeq and is a predicted model, not a curated record. NCBI's taxonomy places the organism in Eukaryota, Metazoa, Chordata, Aves, Coraciiformes, Meropidae.
AGAAUAUGAAACAGGAGCCAAAAUGACAUCCCGAUUUGGAAAGACCUACAGCCGGAAAGGGGGAAACGGCAGCUCCAAAUUCGACGAGGUAUUUUCCAACAAACGGACCACCCUGAGCACGAAAUGGGGAGAAACCACCUUCAUGGCCAAACUAGGACAGAAGAGGCCCAGUGUCAAAGCAGAUAUUUCUGAAGUUCCUAAAAAACCCAAAGUUGAAGAUGAGGUAACAGAGGAUCCAUUUGGAUUUGACAGCGAUGAAGAAUCUCUUCCUGUGUCUUCAAAGAAUGUGGCGCAGGCUAAAAGCUCCACUCAGCUGGAACCUGGAGAAGCUGCUCAGUCUGAGGACUUUACUCCUCUACUUGAAGCUAACAUCAGAAUUAAUCAGCCAGACAGCGGGGAGAACGUUGCAUCCAGCAAGUGCAUAUCUUUUGACAAUACUGUUCCUCUCUUAAAAGAAAAGAGCACGAGCAAAAAUGUGGAGGAUGGAGAAUGUAAAGGCAGCAGUGCUAAACCUGUAACUGCAG